UUUAAGAGUUUGUCACUUCUCGUGGGCGGAGAAGUGUUUACACCAACAAGAGUUUAAUCUGCGCAAACAGAGCGAAGCAUCUGGGUCUCAUUAGCGGUGAUGGCUCUUCUUCAUCGCACCCCGCGCUUCGUGUUUUAUUUCAUGCUCUCAGAUCGGCACACUUUAACACAAAAAUACCGCCUGCUGCCGCUUUAAGGGACGGAUUACAUAAGCGCCCCUCACGCUCUGAUUUAGGCUGAGUGUCAGAUCGGCAGCUCGGCGGUGGCAACAGGUGUGUUUCCUCAACACGCUACCCGGCACAUAUCAGAUCCUGUCAAGAUACGGGGAAAAAGGGCAACAAAGCAGAACCAGCAGCUAAAAACUCACGAUGCAGGUGGAGCUCCCUCCGGCAGCCAGCAGACACACAGCUGCAGAUGUUGCAUCAUCAGACGCAGAAGGUUUUCCUGAGCAGACGGUGUGUGUGGCAGAGUUUCAGCUCGAGUGGAAGUGACUGAGUGACUGAGUGACUGAGUGAGUGGCUGUCAUGGAUGACAGGGGAAAAGAUGCCGAGGAACCUCCCUACCAGAGCCUGCUUCUCCUGGGAGCCAUUGCGGCAGCGUCUGCCUUCGUGGUCACCAUCCUGAUUGUCCUCGUCUGCGUUGGCUGCCAAAGAAAAAGCAAGACCAAGCACCCUCCAGCCGGAGAGAAAGGGACAUCUGUAAAUAUGCAGGGCACACUCCGCCAUCCCAAACUGAACUCCAUGAGCAAAUCGGACACCAGGCUGCACGAGAUCAAUCGCUUUCCCUGCAAUGGAAACUCUGUUGGUAAGAGCCGUCCAGCCAGUAUGGACCUCCUGCUCCUGCACAGUCGCUGCUCCCAGACAGACCUGAGGCCCUCCCAUGGGCGCCAGCUACCCCAGAUCCCCACCAGUCCCCAGGGAUCUGGCCACGGGGAGGGAGGGGAGACGGGAGGAGAAGCGGGAGGAGGAGGAGGAGGAGGAGGAGGAGGAGGAGGAGGAGCAGGGGCAGGAGUAGUGGAGGCCAGAGACCACACAUAUACCGAGGUGGGCCUGCGCAACAACCCCACCCCGACCCACGGCCUGGACGAUGGCCUGUACGAGAGUGUAGGCGUGCGGGAGGGGGACACGGGCCCCAAGGUGCCCUCUGCCCCGCCGUCCACAUCAUCCAACACGCCAGCUUUAGUGAGGGCUGCCCAGAGCCCGCCAGCUCAUUCCAACGGAGGCCGCAAUGGAAACGGGCUCGGGAAUGGAGGCAGAGGGAACGGCAGAGGGAACGGCAGAGGGAACGGCAGGGGGAACGGCAGAGGGAACGGCAGAGGGAACGGCACCAUUAAUGGUCCGCUGAAUGGAAGAGGCAAUGGGGUGAGCGCCGUCACUAGCUCCCCUCUGUCCUCUGUUAAAUCCCUGGCCAUUCAAGAACCGACUGCAGCCGAGUACGCGUCCAUACGCAAGUUCAAACAGGUUGACAAGACGAGCAGGAAGGAAAACAACGGGGCCGACAGCCAGUCAGACAGCCAGUCGAGCGUGAGCGACUCACCCUCCGCUGCUCCUCCUCCCCUGCAUCGCAGUCAGGAGUUUCCACGCAAGCCGCUGGAGCCGUUCCACCUGCACUCCUUCCCAAAGGAGGCCGUGUUCAUGGGCAACGGGGAGCAGUACAUCUGGAAGCCUCCGGAGGACGAUGACAUCAUCACCUUGCACCCACCUCCACUCCGUGGCGAGAACGGGCAGGGGCACCCAUCUCCCCCAACUGCAAAGGAGAUUGCAGACACCUACUCCAUUGUGUGUAAAUCCCAGAAGAAGAAAGCUCCUAUGGAAAACAACGGAGCUAAGACCCUCCCGCGCUCCUUCGGUGGGGAUAGGGGAAACCGGGGUCGAGGCAGAGGAGUCCAGGGGCCGGCACGUUCCCAAGAGGAGCCCUGCUAUGAGUCGGUUGGAGACAGGUCCUGGUCCACAUGCGCAAUGGCCGAGUCUGACCCCGCGUACGCUACCAUCGACAGCCACCGGAAACGUGAGCAGGGGGGAACCAAUAACGGCACACCAGGGGGCAGUGCCACUCUGAAGAGAAAGAAGCAGGUGCCGCCACCACCGCCGCCGCCACUGCCGCCGCAGCUUCCGCUUCCGCAGCAACAACAACAACAACAACAACAACAACAACAACAACAGGAGCAGCAGCCGCAACAACAGGCAGCACCAGCGGCACCUCAGGGCUCAGGACCCGCCGCCCCGCCUGCUAGAGGCCUGCCUGGUGGGGAAAACUUCUAUGAGAGCAUCAGUGAUGUGAAACAAGGGGGCAACAGCGCCAGCACCACCACCAUCUUCACCUUCAAUGAUGGGAUGGAGAUGUACGUCACUGGCCUGUAGCUUGCUGACAGUCAGAAGAGCCCCAGAAGCCUGAGGGCUUGAUAGAACAUACAAGUUCUAUCAAGCCCUCCUGAGUCAGGAACGGGACCCUGUUCACCUGCCAGCAGGUUACUGUACAUAGAUACAAAGCCCUCUAUAGACAAACAACAUGAGGAUUCCAUUUUUGUGUUGACAUCAGGUAUAAACAGGGUCUUAAUCCAGGUUCAGACUUCCUUUGAUUGGUCUGCAUUUCAGAACCAGCCUAAGCCUAGUCCAGCCCAAAUAUGGACCAAAAUCAUUUGAACAACCAAGAAAAAAAACAAAGAAAAGAAAACUGGAAUUAACUGUACAACUUAAACCUACUGUCACUGACCAUACUCACCUGUCUGUGCAUCAUUUUCCAUAAUAUCUUUAUUUUUAUAAGAACACCGUACUCUUUAAAGAGUAUGUGAUGAAAUUCACAACAUGAGAGAAAAAAAAAACACUUUAAAAUAUGUAUAACUAAAGAAAUGUGCAUGCAUUGGGCAAACUCGAACACAACUGGACAUAAAGUGUAGUAGCAAGGAGCCUGGAUGUAUUAAGAGUGUAAGGCACAAUGAUAGCUAUUGUCACCCAUAAUCACACACAACCACAAGCACACACACACACACACACACACAAAGACACACACCCAUAGGCCUCAUCUUGGUGAGGCUUAUGUAAUAUAAGCAGAUGGAUGUUAGAGAGAUUUGCUGUGCUUAGCUCUCACUAAGCAAACAUCUGAAACAGGUUCUCGGUGCACAGUGGCCUAUUGCCUGGCCGACUGCAUUGUGGUGCCUUGUUCAAACAUAGCCCACAUAAUUUGUAGUUCUCCUUAAGCAAAGAGGCCAGUAAAGCCUUUUGUCACAGUUACACAAAUUACCUUCAGCGUGCCCUACAUGUAUUAGCAAUUACCAAUAACAGCCCUUGUGAUAUAUAUGACAAGGGACUUCUUGCGCAAUAAAGGUCAUUAUGAGAUUAGUUAACAAUCGGUGCUCAGAUUUGACAAACAUCUGUAGCCAGAGGCAUGAUGACACACCUCAGCACACACCCACACGGAUACACUCAGACUUGGCGGAGUCAUACAGGGUAAAGUGAUCAGGUCAGGGGCAUCGAGUGGGUGACAGAUUUCACAAUGUGAGAUGUUUACUGUAUUACUGGGGUCAACUGAGAGAAGAAUAUUAAGAGCUACAAAUAAAUAAGGAAGUGAAAGUGUCCAAAAUAGCACAGGAUGUUUCAUGCCAUGCAGUUAAUAUGUCAUAACAUUUUGGCUUGGUUUCAGGACCAUUUUAAUUUUGCACUAGUCAGCUGCAGGACUGGUUUGCCUAAUCGUGCAUUAGUGUGCUUUAAAGGGUGUUUCCAAAACGCCGUCCUGAUUCUCUCCCAUGGUCUCAAGACAGAACCAGAGUGGCCCUGCAGCUCACCAGACUUAAGUCUGAUGGUUGAAACAGCAACAGAAGCCUCGGGCUCCAAGAAAAAUAAAGAGCUGGCCACGAAAAUUGCCAGCGAGUGUCCUUUGGAAGGUUGCCCCUCGCCCUAUCCCCCACCCUCGUCUCCAGCCUCUGAGUUCUCUCCCAUUGUAAACUAUGUCUUUCCCAUGUAGAUUUGGGGAUCAUUAAAGCAGCGGAAGAAAACAAAACAUUAGAGCCUUAAUAACUGGGCAUAAAGAUAAGAGUUGGAGAGGGAUACAAACUGCUCACAGGCUGAGAGACGGAGGCCACGUUAGAAUGAGCUCCCUGAGACAAACAUGAGAAAACAAAGAAAAAACGGGUUUUAAAAUGUUAGUAGCAUACGCUCACAAAUGCUACUGUGUCUGAAAGUAUGUAAAAAUAAUUGCACUCUGUAUUUUAUGCACUGUUUCUUUUUUUUCUUACCUACUGAAAAUACCAUUGGUUAAAUAGCUCAUGCCACUGCCAUAAAAACAGUAUGUUUAUGUUGUUGGUGCAAUUUUUUCUGCUUGAUCAAAAAAGUGCAUGCUUUGAUAUAUGGAGAUGAAAACAAAUAUUGUGGUACUUAAUUGAUCUCUUGUUCGUUGAACUUUUCUGUUGUACUUUUUUGCCGCGUGAUGCAAAGCAGCAUUCUACUUUCUCUUUUUUUCAAAGCAUCAACUCGGAAGAAGAGAGAAGAGAACGAGAGAGAGAGAGAGCGAGAGAGACAGCACAGAGAGUUUAUGGCAGAGAAUUGUUUAUCCUCCCCUCUGGUGGAGCAAGACAGAGCGAUGGAGGUGGGGGAGGGAGAUGAAGAACAGCUAGUGUGGAGUUGGAUGAGGAUCGCUGCAAAUGGACAUGGAUCCAAAGGACCCGCCUCCUCCCCAUAGCGUGUGUACACUCAUACACUGGCAGGCAGGCAGGCAGGCGCACACACACACACACACACACACACACACACACACACACACACACACACACACACACACACACACACACACACACACACACACACACACACACACACACACACACACACACACACACACACACACACACACAUUGAGCCAUGUGCGUUUUCAGUUUGGGGAAGAAGCACAUUUUGCUUCCACUUGGUCGACCCUUGCAUACACUCCUCCCCCGGCUGUGUUCAGCCUCCAGUAACCGACACAGGCCUCUCUCUUCUCUGCUCCACCUCGCUCCCUCGCUGUGCAGGGGAGUGGCGUUUGAUGUCCAGUUCUGAGGGACUCUGGGGAGUGAUAUGAGGGAGGGGGGAUAUUGGGAGGGGGUGGAGACAGAGGCUGUGGGUCAGGCUAACCCCACGUCUGAUAUGAACGAUGCAACAGCAGCUCAACCACUGUCUGAUAUGAGAAAUGGCUAACAGCUGAGACGCUUAACAAGCUCUGUUGAGGCUGCCUUUAGACAACGCUGGCAGGAAAUCACUAUCACACUUAAUCCUUCUCCUCUGGCUGUCACUUUACGCGUCACCUUUUCUUUAUCCUAAAAGAAAGCACUGAUCUGAUAUAUUUUUUGCUGAGCACUGUCACACGCCGAUCAAGACGGACGAUCAUUGCACAAUCAAAUACAGUAUGAUGAUGUAAAUGUGUAAAAAAUACUCUGUUGCUGUCCUGAUGUUGUUCCAAUGUGACAUACAGUAUACAGUAUAUUUGUUGAAAAAAAGAUGGUUAUCACAGACACAAUGUACUUUGUGGAUGCAAAGUGUUUCAUGCUUUCGAUGCAGAUACAGAUGCUGUUUGUUAAUCGUCUUCAGCUAUAACUAUGGGCCAAUACUGCUGUGACAGCUGUAGCCAAUGUUGUAUGUACUUAAAGCACAGGGUUUAGUCUAAAAAUAGCAAAUAUAAUAAAAAAAAUAUAGUGACAGUGCAGAUAUGCAAAAGAUUGUAAUGUUUUAUAUUAACCUUCAUAAAAUAUUUAAGUGAGUUUUUACUUUUCUAAUAAAGUGGCACAUUAUAACGCG
This is a messenger RNA of Pleuronectes platessa (European plaice), 5761 nucleotides long. Its product is annotated as WAS/WASL-interacting protein family member 1. The coding region runs from base 524 to 2359 and encodes 611 amino acids. Gene Ontology annotation, biological process: B cell receptor signaling pathway; intracellular signal transduction; negative regulation of T cell activation. NCBI's taxonomy places the organism in Eukaryota, Metazoa, Chordata, Actinopteri, Pleuronectiformes, Pleuronectidae. The record is from RefSeq and is a predicted model, not a curated record. The transcript has 9 exons. Gene Ontology annotation, cellular component: plasma membrane; membrane raft.